AUGUUACCGAUACACGGAAACAGCUUACCUUCAUCUUCUCUUGUGAUAGCAAAGUAUAUCAAACAUGCUUUCAGUUUAAUGUAUGAAAUUUCCUUAUAUGAUAAACGGAAUGCAAUUUUCUCGUCGUCGUCGUCAUCAUCAUCAUCAUCAUUACCUAAUAGUUAUGAUGGAAUUGAUGGGAAGCUUAUUGUUGAGCAAUUGAAUUUUAUGUGCUGUCAUUGGUACCAUGUUGAUCGUAUUGUCAACACCCAUGAAUCAUUCAAUAGUAAAUGCCAAAUUAGUUCAUCACUUCUAGAUGUAUCUCAUGAAAAUUUAAAGAAUUCAGUUAUAUAUGGUUUAGGUUGUUCGUUGAAUCGAACACUAGAAUUUCAUACUUUGGAUUCGUUUUUGCAACCGAAAUUGGCUUGGGAGAUUGGAGGAUAUUUGAAAGACUCUGAUUGGCUUGGUCCUGAUAAAUGGGGUGCUGCAAUUAUUGACAUGCAGAAUGAAAACGUUUAUCGCCUUGAAGAAGCCGUUACUUUUCAAUCUUUGACUCGAUUUGUAGCGGGAUUUCACAAUUCCACCUACAACCAUGGUUAA
Messenger RNA from Heterobilharzia americana, 579 nucleotides. The record is from the annotation of a GenBank genome assembly. Lineage: Eukaryota; Metazoa; Platyhelminthes; Trematoda; Strigeidida; Schistosomatidae.